AUGGAAACUCCAUUAGAAACCCCAUCGGAGACUCCAUUGGAAAAUGAGAAGUCGAAGAUACUCAUAUUUAUAUUAGAAUCCAAAACAACAGCACCUGAAACUGAACAGAGCUUGUACGAAGGUCCAACUGUGACUAUCAUUGUGGGACCAGCGGACAAAUCUAAAAAAUACAUUGUUCCUCAAGCCCUCCUAUGCCACCACUCCAAAUUCUCUGAUCGCGCUCUCAAUGGACCCUUCAAGAAAAGUAUUGAGAAACGAAUUGAGCAUCUAGAAGAAACAAGCGAAGAAUUUGAGUUGCUUCUAGAAUGGAUAUAUUGCGAAACGAUUCCCUGGAUUCCUGGCCCCCAAAGCAUCGAGACGAUUAUCAAGUUCUACACCAUUGCGGACAAAUUUGACGUUCCUGGUCCAUAUAGAAAAGCCGAAAUGAGCUUAAGCACGACACUCGUCAAUCAUUGGUAUCGAAUGUGCAUUGAAAGUGGCACAUUGGCAUAUAAGAUUCUCGAAUCUGCAUAUCAACUACUAGUGGGACAUGAGGUGCAGCGUCUAUUCGGAAAAAAGGCGGCUUUUGAUACUGUCGACGGGUUGGCGAUCGAGGUGGUGAAAGCAUUGGGUGACAUAAUGAUUAGUGGAUUUUCUACGGAUCUUUACGCAAUGCAAUGCUACCAGGAUCCCUUAACGGGAAAGAAAAUGAAACUCUUUUUGAAUAGGAGAGUGUCGGACCUGUUUUAUACGGAACCGACCCAUGGAAGGCUCAUUACACGUGGGAGUUUCCUUAGAUUAACAAAAUUGAUGCACUUCGCUGGACUCCUCACAUGCAUAGCUGUUUUCACAUUUACUGCUCAAUCUGAUUUUGUUCCUAAUUACUCAACCAAAUCAAGUGAUACAAUGGCAAAUUUCAACCAUUCUGUAUCUAAGAUGUUGGGUUCUCCCACCGAAUACAAUUCUGCGAAGAACAACAGUCAAGAGAAUCCUGCCUCGACCGACAAUCAAUUGAGUGCUAACAGUUCAGCCUAUAAUCGAAGUCCUCUAGCAACAUUAGCGCCACCUACAAUGAACACUUCAACAUUCAUGUCUCCUGCCAGAUCAGUGCCUGCUACGCCGGCGAGGUCUACCUUUUUUGGCUCUAGCACAGCUAGUCCCAACUUCGAAUCCUUCAGAUCUAGAGUAAACAGCAUUACUCCUACUGCUCAAGAAAUUCAAUCAUCUGAGCCUCCUUUAACCAAUGCCUCAAAUCAAACUCAGAGCGAUGCAGUUAAUGCGCCACCCCAGGAACGUGCUAAGACCACUCAUAACAUUGCUGCUCAACUGCCCGCCAAUGAGUUCACAAACAAUCUCGAUUUAUUUCGCGGUCCUGAAGUUCUUGUCACCGCUGGUAUUCAGUUGGGGGUCAAAAGCUAUCUUAUACCCAAAGCAUUACUUAUUCAGGCCUCGCAAUACUUCAAGACUGCCAUCACAGUUGAAACUUUGGGUCAAAUCACACGAGAAACUCUCAAAAUCGAAUGUUCAAUCUUAGCAUUUGAUUUUGUUGUGCAAUAUCUCUACACUGGUACUUUUGUCCGCCCGGAUAUUGCUGGUUUUAGUUCUGGGUCACAACAAGUUACAAAUCUUAUCGAAUUUUAUGAGUUGGCAGAGAGAUUUAGUCUUGAUAUCUCGGAUAUGAUCUUGGAUAACAUCAAAGAGAUCCUUGUGAUAGAUCGUCUUUACCUUCAGGCAGAGCACAUUCAAAAAGUUGUUAGUUUUCCGAACGGACAAAAACUUCGAAUGCUGUUUGCUCGCUCAUGUAUUCAAGCCUACCUUCAGUCUGUCAAUCUUGCUCAUGAGAAAGCCAAGGCAUUCCGUUUUCAAAAGGAGCUCGACACAUUAGAUGGAUUUGCGGCGGACCUUAUGCGUGUGUAUCGAGAAGUGGCAGACAAACGUACACCUUGCAUAUUUGCCGAGUCCUGUGAUCUUCUUGAUGGCAAGAAAUUCUCUUAUUGAGCGAACAAUAGAUUGAGGGCAGGAAUGGCAGGAGUAGCAUUAGUGGCUAUAUUGUGUAACUUACAACAUAGGGGCUUUUUGUUAUUAUAACACACUUUGAGCUCUUUGAAUUGCAAUAAACCAACUGAAGAAUUUGAUGUAGGGACGUGGGAAACUUAAGGUAUCAAUCAUGUGGCAUAUUAUAUAUGAGACGCAUGAGAUAGAAUCCUCGUACGACACCGAACAAAAAAUGAAAAGAACCUUGUUGGC
This is a messenger RNA of Botrytis porri, 2226 nucleotides long. RefSeq lists its product as uncharacterized. The coding region runs from base 1 to 1977 and encodes 658 amino acids. The record is from RefSeq and is a predicted model, not a curated record. Gene Ontology annotation, molecular function: protein binding. The transcript has 7 exons. Lineage: Eukaryota; Fungi; Ascomycota; Leotiomycetes; Helotiales; Sclerotiniaceae.